This is a messenger RNA of Zophobas morio, 806 nucleotides long. It is a transcript of the gene RpL13, whose product is annotated as large ribosomal subunit protein eL13. Gene Ontology annotation, biological process: translation. Gene Ontology annotation, molecular function: structural constituent of ribosome; RNA binding. Lineage: Eukaryota; Metazoa; Arthropoda; Insecta; Coleoptera; Tenebrionidae. The transcript is spliced from 5 exons. The record is from RefSeq and is a predicted model, not a curated record. Gene Ontology annotation, cellular component: cytosolic large ribosomal subunit; ribosome. The coding region runs from base 97 to 759 and encodes 220 amino acids.
CGUGGCGCCACCGUCACGUGCCACAUCUCGAAUCUGUCUUCUGUCAUUUUGUUAACAGUUGUGUAGUGCGUCGGGUGUUCCACACAAGGACUUACCAUGGCGCCCAAAGGUAAUAACAUGAUCCCAAAUGGGCACUUCCACAAGGAUUGGCAACGGUUUGUCAAAACUUGGUUCAAUCAACCUGCCCGCAAAAUCAGGAGGAGGCAGAACCGUAUCAAGAAAGCUAGGGCGAUUGCUCCUAGGCCUGCGGCGGGCCCCCUGAGACCCAUCGUUCGUUGCCCCACUGUUCGUUACCACACUAAAGUGCGUGCCGGUCGUGGAUUUACUCUCCAGGAGUUAAAAGCCGCAGGAAUUAAUAGCAACUUUGCCAAAACUAUUGGGAUAGCUGUGGAUUACCGUAGACGGAAUAAAUCCGUUGAGUCUGUGCUUCUAAAUGCACAGCGCUUGAAGGAGUAUAAAUCUAAGCUUAUUUUGUUCCCAAUUAAUAACAAGAAGAAGUUGAGGCCUGGUGAAGCCACAGAAGAAGAAAGAAAGGUUGCAACUCAACUCACCAGCGAGGUGUUGCCUAUUCGCCAGUCCGCAGUUAGGACAAAGGCGAGAGUUCCGACUGACGAAGAAAAGAACUUCAACGCCUUUAUCUCCCUUAGAAAAGCUCGUGCUGACGCUCGUUUUGUUGGUAUUCGUGCCAAGAGAGCAAAGGAUGCCGCUGAGAAUCCAGAUGAUGUGACUAAAGCAGCAAAGGCUAAAGGCAAAAAGUAAAAUCACGUUUUUGUAUAAAUAAUUUAAUAAAAAUUGAGGAAAAAAAA